CACUUUUCGCAAGUUAUAGAAUAAUAUUUAUUGUUAAAACUAAUAUUACUAUAAAGUAUAAAUUAUAUUAAUUAAUUCGUACCGAAGAAAUUAUAGAAUUAUAGUAGUAGAAGUAUGGGUUUAUAUUUUAUUUAAAUUUAGAGUUGAACGAAAUAUGUAAAAGUUAUAACCUAAAAUAAUAAUAUCAGUCCUAUGACUUUUUAAUUUAACAAACACAAAAUGUGGCCUAUUAUAAUGCAAUUUCUGCGUUCCAACGCUACUUACAUAACUCUCCCCGUGGCUGCGGUUGUUGGUAUCAUAGGCUACAACUUGGAGGGUCUCCUAUCAGAUAGAUAUACACCUUACAAUAAACCAGUCCAAGAUCAAAGAUUUGAAAGACUAGAAGAUGAAAUGCUCAAAGAUCCGACAAAUGUACAGAAACUUAAAUACAAGGAGAAUGUGUUAGGAAAAAAUGUUUCGCCUUCAUUGAGUAAAGACUAAAUAGAUCAUUAAAUGUAUAAAUUUCACCCAAAACAAUUACUUCAUCCUUCUAUCCAAGCUUUGAUUAAAAAAAAAAACUUUUUUUAUAUUCUGUAAGAUGUAGGUACCAAAAACCACUCAUAGAAAUAUUGCUCUGAAGUUUAUCAAAAUCGUAGCUACUGUUUGGUAAUUAAAAUAAUAAGAUGUUGGUAUGUUUUUUAAUAAUAAUAUAAAAUAAUAUGUUUGAAACAGUUAUAUGAUGUCAAAUUAAAGUAGAUAGCGAAUAAAAAUAUGUUAAAAUAAGUGUUGAAA
Molecule: messenger RNA, 771 nt
Organism: Danaus plexippus (monarch butterfly)
Lineage: Eukaryota; Metazoa; Arthropoda; Insecta; Lepidoptera; Nymphalidae
Product: small integral membrane protein 12
Exons: 3
Coding region: 220-480 (86 amino acids)
Source: RefSeq, a predicted model, not a curated record